Ostreobium quekettii is the source of this 1983-nucleotide messenger RNA. The record is from the annotation of a GenBank genome assembly. NCBI's taxonomy places the organism in Eukaryota, Viridiplantae, Chlorophyta, Ulvophyceae, Bryopsidales, Ostreobiaceae.
AUGUCCGAGAAAAUCGAGAACACGCUGAGUCGUCCCGCUCCUCAGGAACACAGCUUCAAGAAGGCAGCGAUCUUGUUUGCUGGUGGGCCCGCGCCCGCGGCCAACGCGGUGAUCUCGGCCGCGGCGGUCUCGUUCUUGCGGAACGGCAUUGAGGUGGUGGGCGUCAAGCACGGCUACUCGAGCCUGAUCAAUUACUCGAAGGACAAGCCGCUGGAGGAGGGGUCGGACUACGUGAUGAUCGAUCACCCGAUGCUGAGCCGGACCCGCAACCGGCAGGGCAUUAUGAUCGGCACUGCGCGGGCAAACCCCGGCAAGCUGGUGUCGUGCCCCGAGCACCUCAAGGACCCUGAGCGGGUGGCGCCGCUCAAGAACGUUUACGAGGGCCUUUGCUCGCUCGGCGUGGACGCGCUGGUCUCGAUCGGCGGCGACGACACCCUCAAGACCGCCAACAAGUUCAAGCUCUACCAGGACAGCCUACCCGAAGGCUCCAAGCGGAUCCCGGUGGUUCACCUGCCGAAAACGAUCGACAACGACUACCGCGGCAUUGACUUCACGUUUGGCUACUUCACCGCGGUCGACUUCCUCGCCCACGAGGUCCGCAACCUGCUGGCGGACGCCGAGGCGAACCAGAAUUACUUCCUGGUCGAGUCGAUGGGCCGCAGCGCGGGCUGGCUGGCUUAUGGCGUGGCGAUCGCCGGCGAGGCGAGCCUGGUCGUCAGCGUCGAGGACAUCCGUGGGAAGUUCCGCUCCAAGGAAGAGUACACCGAUUCCAAGGGCGAGUCCCACUCCCGCGACGUCAUGAACAUGGACGAGGUGGUCCGCCGCAUCGUGGCCACCAUGACCACGCGGGAACGCGAGGGCAAGAAGUACGGCGUCAUCGUCAUCGCCGAGGGCCUGGCCGAGCUGCUCCCGUACAAGUACGUCGAGGGUGUUUCGCGGGACGACCACGGCCACAUCAACAUCUCGGCAAUCAACCUGUACGAGCUGUUUGCGGAGCUGAUUGCCGCGGAGUACGAGCGGCAGACCAGCCGCAGACGCUCGGUCAAGCCGGUGCAGCUGGGAUACGAGGCCCGCUGUGUCGAGCCCCACGCGUUCGAUGUCAUGCUGGGCAGCCAGCUGGGAGUCGGCGCUUAUCGUGCGCUCGUUGAGAACCGGCUGGACGGCGUGAUGGUCUCCGUUGAGGGGCAGCUGCAAUUGGUGUACGUCCCGUUUGAGACCCUGGUUGACCCCGAGACACUGGUGACCGUGGUCCGCUAUAUCGAGCCGGACAGCGACUUCCGCAAGCUGACCCGCUUCCUCGAGACCUACGUCAACGAGGAAGACAUCACCCCGCGAGCAUCCUGGUCCCCUUGCCCCGAUUGCGAUUGCAUGUCGUUCCCCGAGCCGUUUUACCGCUGGCGUCCCCACCCCUGGCACGGACUAGAGGCUGGUCCCAACCCACCGGAGCUGGUGCAGGCCUACAUCGAGCUGACGCCGUUCGACCGGGUCAAGUACGAGCUCGACAAGCAGACCGGUUACCUGCGGGUCGACCGCCCCAACCGCACCUCGGCGUUCUCGCCGACGCUGUACGGGUUUAUCCCACGCACCUUCUGCGGCAAGCGGGUGAAGAGCCUGAUGCCGGGCGCCAAGGCCGGUGACGGCGACCCGCUCGACAUCUGCGUGAUCAGCGAGCGGCCGAUCACCAACCCGGAGAUCAUCCUCAAGGCGCGGGUCGUUGGCGGCUUGCCGAUGCUGGACAACGACGAAGCCGACGACAAGAUCAUCGGGGUGCUCGCCAACGACGCGAUGUGGGGCGAGGUGCAGGAGGUCGAGGACCUGCCGAAGGUGCUGGUCGAUCGGCUCCGGCACUACUUCAGCAUCUACAAGUCGCUGACGCCGGAAGAGGCCGCCAAGGUGCGGAUCGACCACGUCUACGGACGCGAGCACGCAUUGGAGGUGAUCAACGCAGCGAUGGCCGACUACCUGGAAGAGUUUGGCGAGUAA